GAACUAAUUCCUGGUCUCCGGCCACUGCCCCGCCCCAUCCGGCUCCGUGACGGGCAUCCCCCGGCCUCCAAUCGGAGGUCCUGCUGGGAGGAGCUGCAGGGCCAGUUCAUUUUGGCGGUUCAAUUUCAACAUGGCUGAGGUGAGCCGAGAUAACGAAGCUGCGGGAAGGGGGCCUGAGGGCGCCUCUCCGGAAGCUGUGCCAGAGGACGCGACCAUCUCCAGGGUGAAACUCCUCGACACCAUAGUAGACACUUUCCUCCAGAAGCUCGUCGCCGACAGGAGCUACGAGCGGUUCACCACCUGUUACAAACACUUCCACCAGUUGAACCCUGAGGUGACGCAGUGGAUCUAUGACAAGUUUGUGGCUCAGUUGCAGACAUCCAUCCGGGAGGAAAUCUCAGAAAUCAAAGAGGAGGGGAACCUAGAAGCUGUCCUGAACUCCCUGGAUAAGAUCAUAGAAGGCGGCAAAGACCACGGAGAGCCAGCCUGGCGACCCAGUGGAAUCCCAGAGAAAGACCUGUGCAGUGUCAUGGCACCCUACUUCUUGAAGCAGCAGGAUACCCUGUGCCAUCAAGUGCGGAAACAGGAAGCCAAGAACCAGGAACUGGUCAACGCUGUCCUGACCGGACGCAGGCAGGUGGAGGAGCUGCAGCAGCAGGUUCAGGCCCUCCAGCAAACAUGGCAGGCUCUGCACAGGGAGGAGAGGGAGCUGCUGUCGGUGCUGAGGGCGCCGGAGUGAGCAGCCGCUGGCCCCAGAGCCCGGCCCUGCAGAGCGAGCGCCUGUGAAGCCAGUUUCCAGGUGUUAAUGGAGUCCUCCACCACCGCGUAGGUUCUGUUGGGGUCACACUACCUUCAGAUUCCUGCCACCAUCUUCUGCCUGCAAGAUUGGGACUCCCACCCUGGGCCUCAGACACCAGGUUUUGUCUUCUGGAGUUGCAGCCAGCCCUGCCCCAUGAGGGACGGGAUUUGGGUUUCUGUCUCCACUGAUUGCCGCCUUGUUCUCCCUGACUGAUUGCUGCCUUGCUGGCUAGCCCUAGGGCCCUGCCAUGUUCUCCCCACAUCCGUAAAUAAACUUCCUUUCCCACACUGU
Messenger RNA from Mus pahari (shrew mouse), 1090 nucleotides. RefSeq names its product polyamine-modulated factor 1. The record is from RefSeq and is a predicted model, not a curated record. Gene Ontology annotation, biological process: chromosome segregation. The transcript has 5 exons. Gene Ontology annotation, cellular component: MIS12/MIND type complex. The coding region runs from base 131 to 739 and encodes 202 amino acids. Lineage: Eukaryota; Metazoa; Chordata; Mammalia; Rodentia; Muridae.